GCCCUCCCCCUCUCCCUCCCCCUCCCCACCCACCUCACGAGGUGUUGGCCAAUCGCCCCAGCGGGCAUAAAGUGGCUGCCAGCCCGCAGGGCUCCCAGCCUGGAGGUGUCACCCCCAGCAGGCACGGGUCAGAGCUCAGGCACCCAGCAUGCGGGCACAGCUUACGCAGAGGAUGCUGCUCAGUCUGGUCCUCGGACUCCUGUUUCUGAGCACAGCGGCCACGGGCAGCUGCUCGGGCAAGUACCAAGGGCUCCUGGAGCAGCUCCGGAGCCAGGCGGACUACAUGCAGGACACCAGCAGACUCCUGGACCCUUAUAUCCACAUCCAAGGCCUGGACACGUCUGGACUGAAAGAACACUGCAAGGAGCGCCCCGGGGUCUUUCCCAGUGAGGAUGCGCUGUGGAGGCUCAGCAGGUGGGACUUCCUGCAGAUCCUAAAUGCCACGCUGGGCCAGGUCCUGCACAGAUUGACCACUUUUCAGCAGGACCUCCCCCAACUCAAGGACUUGGGUAUGGUGAUGCUGUAUAUCCGCGGGUUCCAGAGCAACAUCCACUGCAUGUGCCAGCUGCUUGGCAGCUCCUCGGAGGCAGCUAAGCCCACUCAGGCAAGCCCGGCCCCGCCACUGCCCACCCUCGCCUCAGACGCCUUCCAGCGCAAGUUGGAGGGCUGCAGGUUCCUGAGCGGCUACCACCACUUCAUGCACUCGGUGGCCCAGGUCUUACGGGAGUGGGGGAAGAGCCCGCGCCGGAUCCGGAGACACAGCCCCCGCCAGGCCCUGCAGAAGGGGGCGCAUGGGACCCACCUCUUCAGCAGAGGCAGGAGACUGGCGCCCAGCGGGCAGCUGCCCUGGUAG
Molecule: messenger RNA, 853 nt
Organism: Ceratotherium simum simum (southern white rhinoceros)
Lineage: Eukaryota; Metazoa; Chordata; Mammalia; Perissodactyla; Rhinocerotidae
Gene: OSM
Product: oncostatin M
Biological process (GO): immune response; oncostatin-M-mediated signaling pathway
Cellular component (GO): extracellular region
Molecular function (GO): cytokine activity; oncostatin-M receptor binding
Source: RefSeq, a predicted model, not a curated record